Messenger RNA from Necator americanus (New World hookworm), 2118 nucleotides. RefSeq lists its product as uncharacterized. Lineage: Eukaryota; Metazoa; Nematoda; Chromadorea; Rhabditida; Ancylostomatidae. Gene Ontology annotation, cellular component: cytoplasmic vesicle. Bases 1 to 2118 code for a protein of 705 amino acids. The transcript has 12 exons. The record is from RefSeq and is a predicted model, not a curated record.
AUGGGACGAGAUCGCGAUAUUUGCCUGCUAAAUGAGAGCAAGGGGAGGGGAGGGGGGGCGCGGGUGUGGCUAUGGACGGGGCGCCGCCGGACAGGGACGCAGACUCCGGCAUCGAUCACGCAUCCAUCCCGACCACGACCACCACCAACAGCAGCAGCAGCAGCAGCAUACCUCGUCGCUCCUCCUGGUGGUGCUCAGCUACCUCAAAUGGAGUUGUGCGAGCUGCAUCUGCUACCGGAGGACGAUACCUGGCCGUCUGAUAUCGAUACACGUAUCGCUCAGCUUGAUUUCGGUGGUGAUUCGGCUUUAUUCGCCUCAAGUUCGGUUAGCACUGAUUCGUUAGACUCGGAACAGUUACGAGAACGAUGUCGUCUACGAACUGAAGAUUUCCAACUGACAUUUGCUGAUUCUGGACAUUGGCAAAGUGGACAGCUUACCACUUGGGGACGUAUUCGAUCUACGGAACCACUCGAAGAGAACACCGCUAGUGCGCCAGAUGUGACAACUCGUCCACGAACAACGCCUUCUGCAGCGGCUCCACGACCAACAAGUCUUCUGGCGAAUUUCGUUGGCCGUGAAUCGCAGGACAACGUGAAUGGCGGUCGUUACGUGGACGUCAACGACAACGAGAUUCAACUUGAGGCGAGUUCCUCAAAUACACAGGAUCGUUGGCGUGCUGCAAGACCAGCUCCCAGUACCGCACGACCGCCACCCGUCAAACCACGACGGACGUUCGCUGACCUACACAAGUCGAUCGCACCCGAGUUGCAGUUUCUGGCGCUACCGCAUCAGAUUCCAACGUUGUGCGAGUCUUCAACGAUGUCGUUGAGCGACGUCAUGCUGAAAGUACAACGUGAAGGCAUACCACCUCUUACCUCCGAUCUCGAUCUGCCACUUCCUUCACUACUUCAAACAACUCAGCUCGAGGAAGACUCCCCAGAUUCUGGAUUAGGCUGCAGCGGUCCGGUGCACAUCGAAGACUGGGCAUCACUAUCUAUUCUGUUACCAAAACAUGUUGCUGAGGCAUGUUCGUUUUUCAAAUCGAAUGCUCAGUUGCUGGGCUCGUCCUCACAUUCCAAUUGUAUCGAACGAAAACGAACCGAGCCGUGUAGGACAUGUUUCCGAGUGCGGAGAAGAAUACACCCUCCUAGUUGGGCGCAUUCUGCCGCAUCGCGACAUGUGCUGUGUGAUUGUUCACCAGAUCGGCCGGAAACCGCACACGAAUUAAUGCCAAGGAGUAGAAGGUCGUCUGGUAGUCAACAGAUUCGAGCUAGGGAGUUAUCUGUUGUUGGACUACCAAUCUACUCAACAAAACGUACCAUGGUAGAAGCCGUUGUGGAUGCCGUGGCUGCAAUCGCCCGAGGCGAAGCACCGAAUGCACUGUUCACAGCGUUAGCCGCUUUAGUAUCGGAUGGACUUAAUGAAGACACUUCUUCGUGGAGUAUGAUUCGCACUGUUACUGCACCAGGUCCAGCUACGAAAGACGUAUACUCAAUUGUGAACAAACUGGAUUUAAGCGAGAAGUCCGAAAAUUCUCGCGUGGAGCAGUUCUUCGAAGAGCUUUUUAGGGAAAAUUCUCUGGAUUGCUGGUUAUGUUAUGUGGUUCUAAAAGAAAAUGUACUUCGUCGCUUAUACACUCCCGGAAGCUUUCUUUUGGACGCACCAACUGCGUACAGGACGUUAUUAUGGCGAUUAGUGGACACGCUUGCAAUUAUUCCAGUGUUGGAGGUUCGUGAGUGUUCACACGCUCAUCAAACACAGUCGAUGCUUUGGAGUGGGCCAUGUAGGCUUCCGGCAGAUUCACGAGUUCCGAAGAGUUCUUCUGUACCGGCUCGAUUGUCAAGUUCCAAUCACAAUCAUCGACGUUCACGAAUACCGUUGCCGAAGAGUCGCCUAAGCAUGCAUCGAACACUUUCGUCAGCGGCGGUGCUUACCGCAUCGCCACUCGCUUCUGUGAUUGCGGACUCGUGCGAACCGGGCCAAUUGGUGGUGUCACGCGGCGAAAGUGUACGAGUCCUAUCGCGUCGCGGCCCGAUCGCCCGCUGCUGUCGCGUGCAUCGUCGUCGCGAUCUCGUGUCGAUCGGCAUCGUUCCACUCCAAAACCUCCUCAUCCGAUGA